AUGGCGAUGUCGGAAGCUCUUCCGCAGACUCUCAAGUCCAUCACAGCGGUCAAGAUCCAGGAGAUUGUCAAGCAGCGCAGUCUCUUUGAUCAACAAAAAGCAGAGAUUCUCGCAGCGGCCGAGGCGGCCCCCGAUCUCCGCACUCGGGCUCACGCGCUGCUAGAUGGUCUCUCCCGCUUGAAGGGAUACCCCAAGGAUUCUCUAGACAGCGAUGACAUGGACCUGGAUAUCGACGAGGAAGGGGAUCACGACGUCGACAAUGCCGAGCUCAAAUCCCCAGGAAUGGGCCAACUCCUCCAAGUAGAUCACACCAACAUCCGCCGCUUCUUCCUUCAGGGCCGCUACGAUCCCUCAAUUUCGGAAACUGUGCUGAAUGAGUGGAUCUCACGCCUAGAGACAGACAUGCGGUUCCUGGAACGUCAGCACGAUCAUGCGUCCUUCUACAGCAAACUCGUGACGGAGUGGCUGUCUAGCCUGGACGAGAGCACAGCGAACAGUGACAAACUACUUGGGGAUGAUGCGCCCUCCGCCCAGUCGCAAGAUAGCUUCGAGAAGGUGGGCCGAGCCGAAAUGCACGAGCAGCGUGCGCAAUGGGAGUCCUUGGUCUUUCAGGAUGACUCUCAAGCCGACGCAGCCUCAAUCGAAGCUUAUCUCGACGGGCUUUUCAAAUUCAGUCAAUUGACUCGUGAGUCCCUGAAGAAAAUUCGUGAGUCAAUGCAGAAGUUUGGCAACGAGAUGUCAACCAAGGGAGAGUGGUUGACUGCAACGGAUCUCAAAUGGGUGUCGAAGGCCGUUUUAAAGGGAGACCAGUUGAUGUCCGCCAAAUCGGCCAUCCUGAAAGAGUUCAUGCGCAAUGAAGAAGUGUUGCAGGAAGUAGCUGACGUUAUCAACAUGCGCCUCGCCUCUCUCGAGACCUGGUCCUGGGGCGAAGCGGGUAUUCCGGUGGAAAUGCGGCGUCAACUCAACGGUAAAUACCGUGUCUUCAUGGAUGCAGAACUUCUCGACAGUCUGAUGUUUCAGUACUUGGGGACGAAAUGGGCUGUCAAGUUUCGACAGGCGUUUGUGGCGUUUUACGAAUCUCACGCGUGGGCCUCGGAAGACCAGCCUAUUCCCAACAUGAAGGAACAUCUCGAGAGACGGCAAUACUUCCUGGGAGACGCUGGCCAGGCCCUUGGGAAAAGCAUCGCCGGGGCACGCAGAGCGAAAUACAAGAGCGAGUAUUUUAUGAGUCAGCUGCCCCGCAGCAUAGACGAAGGUUUCCGAAGCUACGAUGACAAUCAGCAACAAAAAACUGCGCUGGACUCGAAGCAUUCUCUCCUUCACAUGCUCAUCACGGAGUCACUGCUACAGAAAGAUCGCCAUGGACAAUUCACCGCGAUCAGGUCUGACUUCCAAUGGUUUGGGCCCUCACUACCCCACAAUACCAUUCUCACCGUGCUAAAGUACUUUGGGGUCCCUGAGACGUGGCUGAAUUUCUUCAAAACCUUCCUCGAGGUUCCUCUCAGUUUUGUGCACGACGGUUCAGCCGCGACUACUCGCGUGCGCAAACGUGGCGUUCCAAUGAGUCAAACCCUCUCCGAUGUCUUUGGAGAGUCAGUCCUUUUCUGCAUGGAUUACGCGGUCAAUCAACAUACCAAUGGCGGAAUCCUGUACCGGCUGCAUGAUGACUUUUGGUUCUGGGGUGCCGAGAAGCAGUGUGAAGUCGCAUGGCGGUCGAUGACCGAGUUCGCCAAGGUGAUGGGCUUGCAGUUCAACAUGGAAAAGACGGGAACUGUCCGGAUGGGCGACAUCAAGCCCCGAGAGGACUCUCUCCUCCCCAAGGGUGACAUUCGUUGGGGGUUCCUGGUCCUUGAUGCUGAACAAGGAAGAUUUGUCAUCGAUCAGGCACAGGUGGACUUGCAUAUUGAGGAACUGGACCGACAGCUGUCUGCCUGCAAUUCCAUCUUCACCUGGGUACAGGCAUGGAACGGUUAUUUUGGACGGUUCUUUACCAACAACUUUGCUCGGCCUGCGAUGUGUUUUGGACGUGACCAUAUCGACAUGGUUGUGUCGACACUCGGUCGCAUUGAGCGCACUCUGUUCGCCAAGUAUCCCAAGUAUGCCAUGGCGGAUGAACCCGGCAUGACCAAUUACUUGCGAGCGGUGAUUUCUCGCAGAUUUGGUGUUCACAAUUUGCCCGAGGGAGUCUUUUACUAUCCAGUCGAACUGGGUGGUCUUGGCCUGCUGAACCCGUACGUCAGACUGCUGGCCAUGCGUGAAAACAUCAAACAGACACCACAGCGACUUCUCAAGAAGGCUCUAAUUGGUGAGGAAAUUCAAUACCGCACGUACAAAACACGUUACCAAGCUCGCGGUCCAACUCCCACGAAGACGAUCAAGGCCAAGGGUGGUGAACCGGUGACGUUCAUGCCCUUUGAGGAAUACAUGCAGUACCCCGAGCGAUACAGUUCUCACUUCAUGGCCGCAUACGAGGAACUGGGACGGGUGCCGGACGAAAAGGGCAUCGAUGCAACGGCCAGCUUCAUCAAGAACCAGAUGGGACUCAAGCUCAGCAAGUGUUCGAUCAGCCCGAGUUGGGAUAAGAUGACUCCCUACUGGCGCUGGGUGGCAGAGUUGUACCAUGACGAGAUGGUGCAUUAUUAUGGAAGUUUGGCGGCUGUGAACCGAGAACUGAUGCCUUUGGGGGUGGUCAAGACCUUGAAGGAUGGCCGCUUCCGAUGGCAAGGUUGA
Penicillium diatomitis is the source of this 2730-nucleotide messenger RNA. RefSeq lists its product as uncharacterized. Lineage: Eukaryota; Fungi; Ascomycota; Eurotiomycetes; Eurotiales; Aspergillaceae. The record is from RefSeq and is a predicted model, not a curated record. The transcript has a single exon. The coding region runs from base 1 to 2730 and encodes 909 amino acids.